AUGCCCAACGCUACAAUUCUUCCCUGGGAGACUGCAGUCGCUGCAGAGAAUGGCCUCACUCGUGACAAGGCCGUGGUGACUGACCUCAAGUAUUCAUUCGAUGCAUUAGAGCCCUACAUCUCCAAGGAGAUCAAUGAGCUGCACUACACAAAGCACCAUAACACCUACGCUGCGAACUACAACAAGUUUAUUUCCGAGUACGAAGAAGCAGUGAAGAAGAGCGAUAACGGUUCCAAGGAGCGUCUGCUGCCGUUGCUGCAAUUCAACGCUGGUGGCGUCAUUAACCACAAUCUCUGGUGGAACAAUCUGACUCCUCAGAAAGAUGGCGGUGGCCAGCCCCCGCCUGCCGACUCGGCGCUGGCCAUGGCAAUUAAGGACAGGUACGGCCAGCUCUCCAUUUUGACCGAUCUCGUCAAUGCUAGACUUGCCGGCAUUCAGGGCUCCGGCUGGGCGUGGAUUGUCAAAGACCGAUCGACGUCCUCUCUCGGUGUAAUCACCACGUCCAACCAAGACGUGGUUCCUGACAAUUACAUCCCUAUCGUAGGCAUUGAUGCAUGGGAACAUGCAUACUAUCUGCAGUACAAAAAUGUCAAGGCAGAUUAUUUCAAGGCCGUGUGGAAUGUUGUCGACUGGUCGGCUGCGGCAAGCCGUUUUGAAGCGUAA
Messenger RNA from Wickerhamiella sorbophila, 663 nucleotides. Its product is annotated as Superoxide dismutase [Mn], mitochondrial. The record is from RefSeq and is a predicted model, not a curated record. Gene Ontology annotation, biological process: superoxide metabolic process. Gene Ontology annotation, molecular function: metal ion binding; superoxide dismutase activity. The transcript has a single exon. Gene Ontology annotation, cellular component: mitochondrion. NCBI's taxonomy places the organism in Eukaryota, Fungi, Ascomycota, Dipodascomycetes, Dipodascales, Trichomonascaceae. The coding region runs from base 1 to 663 and encodes 220 amino acids.